Parasteatoda tepidariorum (common house spider) is the source of this 2546-nucleotide messenger RNA. The record is from RefSeq and is a predicted model, not a curated record. NCBI's taxonomy places the organism in Eukaryota, Metazoa, Arthropoda, Arachnida, Araneae, Theridiidae.
UGUCAUUUAUUUGAUUAUCUAACCCAUAUUUGAUUACGGACAAUCUGAAAAAAUACAAUAAAACAAUGCAGUACAAGUUUACUUACCUCAAAUACCUCAUGUAGUAUGGUAAAAUGUUCUGACAGGUAUUUUAUAUGUAGCACAUGCGAUAUCAUUUAAAUAUAUUUUCGGUGCAGAUUGCAUAUUUUUUUUCCUUUUUUAAAUAAGAAGAAUAUAAAUAAGAAGUACCGAAAUAUGUUUAGUUCCUCGCCGAGAGAGCAGUUUCAUUCAUCCAAAUUUAUCGGAAUGAGCUCGAUAUGCGGGAAUCGUCACAUGAAAUUAGAAAAAACAUUAUACUUUUUUCUAGUAGCAUCUCUUUUGAUGACUUUGACAAUACCAGCUGUCUUUGGCCACAACUACCGAAAAAAAAUAGAUACAAUACAAACCAGGUUUGUACCCUUAAAUUCUCCAAGAUUUGAGCAGGAGGCAAAUGAAGAAGCUAUAUGUACAACACCCGGUUGUGUGAGAACAGCUGAAGAAAUCAUACAAAUCUUAGACGAGAAAGUUAAUCCCUGUGAUAAUUUCUACAAAUUUGCAUGCGGUGGUUGGAUAAACAAACAUUCUAUUCCCGAUGAUAAAGCCAUGCUGUCAGUGUUUCAACAAGUCGAAGAUGUAUUAAAUCUCCAGCUUAAAGGUUUGCUACAAAAACCAUCAGAUGAAUCUGAGCCAAAAUCGAUAAAAAUGGUGAAAGAUAUGUACAAUUCAUGCCUGGAUUUAGAUAUCCUUGAGAAAUCUGGCAGCAAACCUUUACAGGAAGUACUACAAAAAUUGGGUGGGUGGCCAGUGGUGGAGGGGGACAAGUGGGAUGGAUCAAAUUUCGAUUGGAUGGAUACUCUAUUUGCAUUCCGGAAACAUGGUUACGAUUUUAGCAUUCUCAUAGAAUUGUCAGUUACAAUAGACCUUAAGAACAACGCAGUACACACAAUAUAUGUAAUUAUUUUACCUCAUUAUUUCGUUCUUCUUAUGAAAUUAAGCACAAAAACAACAAAUAAAUUAUGCUAUUCCUUGCCAAGAGAGGAAAGACGAGAUUAUGAUACUAUGUACCACAAAUAUACUAUUUCACAAUUACGAGAAUUGGUUCCACAGAUUGAUUGGCUCAAAUAUUUGAAUGGACUUCUGAAUGAUCCUAUUACUGAUACUGAAACCUUGAUUGUAAUGGUUCCAAACUUUCUAAAGCAAUUUGGAGAGCUCAUUGCUAAAACAGAUAAAAGAAUCGUUGCAAACUAUAUGAUGUGGAGAGUUGUUGCAGAUUCCGCAGGAAUGUUGUCCAAAGAUUGGAAAGCUCUGGUACAAGAAUACGUUUUAGCAAUCACAGGGGAACGUGAAGAAAAACCCCGGUGGGAACAAUGCGUGAACUCCUUAAGUGAAAAUCUUGAAAUAGCUUUAAGUUCAUAUUACAUAAAGCAUUAUUUCAAAGGCGACAGCAAACAAAAGGCUUCGGAGAUGGUGAAAUAUAUUAGCAAUGCAUUUUUAGAGAUUCUCAAACAAAUUGAUUGGAUGGAUGAAGAAACCAGGAGACAAGCUAUAGAGAAGGCAAAUGCUAUCGCUUCUUACGUCGGGUAUCCUCAAGAAUUAUUGGAUGAUUCCCUGGUAUCUCAACUUUAUGAGAAUUUGACAAUUACAAGCGAAAAUUAUUUCAUGAACAAUUUGAACAUUAGAAAGUGGACCACUAAUUAUUAUUUUUCUAAAUUGAGAAAGCCAAAUAUAAAGGGAGACUGGAAGGAUCAUGCAGGCGCAGCGGUAGUCAACGCAUUUUAUAACCCCAUAGAAAAUAGCAUAGAAUUCCCUGCAGGAAUAUUGCAAAAUGUGUUUUUCAGUAAUGAUAGACCAAACUACAUGAAUUAUGGAGGAAUCGGGUUUGCUAUUGGACAUGAAAUAACACAUGGUUUUGAUGAUAUGGGUAAGCAGUUUGACAAAGACGGAAACAACAGAAACUGGUGGGAUCAGAAAACUGAUGAUAACUUUAAAGAAAAGGCCAAAUGCAUCAUUCAUCAAUAUGGAAAUUACACUACCGAAAUCGGUCUGAAGGUAAAUGGAAUCAACACUCAAGGUGAGAACAUUGCAGACAAUGGAGGAAUAAAGGAAGCUUAUCGGGGUUAUCAUUCUUGGGUAAAAGAUCACGGCUCUGAAGGAAGAUUACCAGGAUUAAGAUAUACACCUAGCCAACUUUUCUUUAUUAGUGCAGCUAAUGCAUGGUGCUCAAAAUAUAGACCAGAACAAUUGAAACUGAUGGUAUUAGUUGAUCCUCAUAGUCCAGGUGAAUUUAGAGUGAUAGGUCCUAUGUCCAACUUAAAAGAAUUUUCUACUGCAUACAACUGCCCCCUUGGAUCGAACAUGAAUCCUGAGAAAAAGUGCGAAGUUUGGUAAAAGUUCCAGAAAGAUUGAUGAGUCUUAGGAAUAAUUUAUUUAAUGUGUGAGUGCUUAGAGUGAUGCAUCAAUGCGCGAAGAUUAAAUUGUUGUUUUAUUUAUGUUAUGCAUGUUUCAAUAAAAUUGCAAAAUACCAACUA